Molecule: messenger RNA, 4492 nt
Organism: Scleropages formosus (Asian bonytongue)
Lineage: Eukaryota; Metazoa; Chordata; Actinopteri; Osteoglossiformes; Osteoglossidae
Exons: 19
Coding region: 266-3472 (1068 amino acids)
Biological process (GO): binding of sperm to zona pellucida; prevention of polyspermy
Cellular component (GO): egg coat
Molecular function (GO): structural constituent of egg coat; acrosin binding
Source: RefSeq, a predicted model, not a curated record
UCCAAAACCCGUGUCAAUACUGAGUUUUUUUUUUUUUUAGACAGAUUAAUCUGAUAUCUUGCAAACAUAGCUUUUAGUGUGUUCGAACGCGACGUUUAAAACGCGUGAAAAUGCAGAACGUCACAAGACUGGAUUGGUCUCUCCCAGCGAGACUCGUAAAGCAUAUAGGCGCGCGGAGGCUGUUCCUUCUCACUGAGGUUUGCCCCCCAUUACGUCCAUGACGCCUCCUGUAGUUACUUAACUUUGGGCGAAUUUCUAACUUGCAAUGUUUUGUAGAGAAGAAGGAACGGUUUUACUAAUAUUUACAGUCGGUAUCACGUUCUGCACUUUCCGCCCAUGUCGCGGUGCGGAUACAAAUGACUUGUCCGACGCGCCGGGAAAAGGCGCCGUCGGUGUGGAAGGUUGGCUCGCGGACACGAGCUCGCGCCUGGGAACGUUCUGGAAAUGGCGCCAGCUUGAGAAGACGCGGGAAAGUGCGGGCGCUGCGGAUCUCGCACGAGACUGGCUUGAGACGAGUAGCCGUGCGCGCCCACACACCGACACCUCGUCCAGAUACAACGCUGCACCGACUCCUGAGUACUUGAGCGAAGGGCUGAGGCGGGACAGGGACAAGAGAGGCACAGCUGGGGGUCCUCAACCACACAUUCCUCGUGAGUGGGAGGACAUGAGGCCGGUGGUGGAGUGUGGGAGCAACGUGAUGACGGUCACUGCAAGAGGGAGAGGAAACACACACCUCUUAAUAGCCAGGGAGAAUGGGCCUCCCAUUUCUUUCUUUGAGCUGCCUUCUAACUGUGGCUACUCUGUGAAGAUCACGUGGCAAGACCUUGUCUUGAAGGCUCCCUAUGAUGGAUGCCAUGUUCUGAAGGAGAAUGACAACUAUAUCUUGCCACUGCUUUGGUGGGGGACUCCGGUCAAGGUGGCCUGUCCUGUUAAGUCAGCCCUCCCACGCAGUCAUGUGUCUGUCAGUUGCUUGCCUUUAGGCAUGUCUCUGAAGAUUAAAGGACAGCAGGUUGAAGCAAACAAGCUUUGGAUAAAGUUGAACGGCAAAUGGGUGCCUUCCAUGUCUGCACAAUGUGUAUAUCGUAUAGAGGCUUCUCCAGGUGAGGUGGUCCUGUAUCUCCCUUACUCUCUCUGUGACCUGCCUCUUAAGGAUGGUGUGCAUACAGUCUCUGUACUUUGGAAUGGGAGUGAACAAAUCAUUUCCUGCACAGCCACCACAAAUACUCAGUUCCCUCAAUAUUUUGCGUUUAAUUACCAGCCACCUCAUCCCUCAACUCCUGCUCCCACAGCUCAUUCCACUCAGUCUUUGGAAUUUUCUUACUUUUACCCUAUGAGGCCUAUACCUGAUCCAGUGGCUAAGCAUCCCGGUUUGACUCCUCGGCAAACUUCCAGUCUUCCUGCUCCCCUUCCAUUGGGUGCUUACCCUGUAGAUAUACCUCACCUUCCUAGCAAACAUCACUACUUUCCCAUGAUGCAUAUGUUCUACCCACAUCUUUUGAUGAGUAUUCUUGCCUCCCCACACUAUCAUCAUAUGUUGCCUAUGUUCUAUCCAUACUUUCAUCCUCCUGCUGUUCCACCCUCUGCAUCAGCUGCUAGUCCUCCUGUUCCCACUACAGCUAAGCCUCUUGCAGUGCUGGGUUAUAUUCCACCUACCCCCACAACUGAGCCUUCUACUACCUUGGGCUACAGACCUUAUAUUCCCAAAGUCUGCCGACCUACAAGCCCCCAUGGCCUGCAUGGUGAUUAUGUCCAAUAUCCACAACAGGUCCCUGCAUCCUACCCUGACUGCACAGGUCAUUCUUUCCCUUCGCAAUCCUUGUCAACACCAAUUCCCAACAGGCCUCAGACAGAAGUCAUGCCCUCUCUUACAUGCUUGACUAACAUAAUGACUGUCAAGCUCCCUUCUGCCCACCCGGACUCCCUCAGAGUAAUGGGUCCAAAUAACAACUGGGUACCGAUUAGCACAGUCCCUCCAUCCUGUGCUUACAAAUUAAUAAGUGGCACAAGAGGAGUAAUCCUAUCUACCCCCCUCCCAGCUUGUCACACUCGUAACCUGCCAUCUGUACGCUCCUUCCUUCUGAUGUUCUGGGAUGCCAUCCUUGGACGAUAUCGGACUUUGGAGCUGCGGUGUCCCACCCCAUCGCCACUUAAUGUGCCAUCUGUGCCUACGCAUCCUCCUAUCCAGACCCCUAUUGAACCUUCCCCACUUAAACCUCCCCCAUUCUUAAGCCCUACAGUUUUCUGUUCUGCAAAUAAUAUGCGUGUAGAACUGCCCCCAGGACCCAUUUGGAGUAUAAGUAUAAAAGAUGUCAGUGGUGGUGCAGUUCGUGUAAAGGAUGCCCCCAAGCAAUGUGGGUAUAAUGUUAACAAGGGAAAGGGUGGUAUCAAUAUACUUGUUCUACCCUUCAACUCUUGUCACAUGACACUUCAGGGAAAUGAGUACAGAAUUCAUCUGAGGUUUCAGACUCAGGAUGGUCAGGAAGAAGAGUCAGUUUUAUCUUGCCCAGUCCACUCACUCAUCACAAAACAAGAGUGCAGCUUCCCCAUUGAGAAACGCAUUCCAUGUGGUCCUGAGUCUUGCUCUCGGAAAGAGUGCGAUUCCCUGGGCUGUUGCUUCUCUUCCAGCUCUGGAACCUGUUUCUAUCCCAUGGAUGAAUGCACAGUGGACCAUUUUGUCUUCUCUGUACCUGCAUCUAUCAUGGACCCUCCCCUGAAUCCUGCCUCACUGUUUGUGGCUAGUAACAACUCCUGCACUCCCCAGAAGGUUACCCCCAACUUUGCCUUGUUCAAGAUUCCUUUGGUAGGAUGUGGGGCCCACAGAUAUGAGAUUGGCCAGACAGUGGUCUACAUGCUUGAGAUCCUGAAUAUUGUCCGCUCAAUUACGCUAGGCUAUGGCACAAUCACCAGGGACUCUCCUUUAAGACUACUGGUAGAGUGCAGGUUUGUUCCUGGUUCUCGAGUCACUGUGGGCUACCUAGUGAAGACUCCAUCGUUGGGCCCAUCCAUUCAGGCUCAUGGGACAUUUGGUGUGCAACUAAGGAUUGCAACAGAUGAGCAUUACACAAGCUUUUACCCCCAGUAUCACCGUCCCCUUCGCUUGCUUCUGGGGAAGCCGCUGCACCUUGAGGUGCGACUACUGAAUCCCCCAGAUCCUAAUUUGGUUUUGCUGGUUCACUACUGCUUGGCUUAUCCCCGCUCAGCGCAGGCCACUUGGGUGCUCAUCUAUGAUGGAUGUCCAAACCGCCUGGAUUUGGCCCCAAAGCAACCCUUACCACCUCCUGCACCUGUCCCAAGCCAGACUAAGAGGUUUACAAUUACUACGUUCCAGUUUCUUGCUCCUGAUGGCCAUACUCAGUUAGAUGAAGAGAUCUACUUCAUGUGUUCUACUGAAGUUUGCUCACCUUCUGAAGGCCCCUGUGUGGAAGGCUGCUUUACUGGUGGGGAACAAUCCUUGGCUUCAAUUAAGUCUUAAAUGGUCAACUGCGUGGCCCUGACGGGCUCAACAUGUUUUCUACAAAUGUGGUGGAAAUCAGUCUUGCUCAUUCCCUUCCUACUUACUGUUCAACCCUUUUUAAUUUUAUUGGUCUUAACAGAACGUGAUGGGUGUCGAUGCAGAACCUACUUCACUGUCAGGCACAUUCAGAAAUUCCACUUACUAAUCCAACUGGACAGUGAUAUGGAUGACAGUUGAAGUUGCAAGAAACAAAGCUUGACUUUUUUUUGUAGAAAUGGUUGAUUUUGAGUGGUAGCUUCAUGUCAGCCUGAACUAAAUGUUGAUAACUGACAGUUACUGUGUCCUACUUUUCUUCUGUGUCUGAGCAGUUUGAUGAAAUGUUACCCAUUUGCCUGCCUUACUUUUCCCAUACCCUGCAGAGGGCAGUAAACUUUAUCCCCCAUCUGCAAACACUUUUAAAUUCUUUGAGGCAGGUCUGGGAUUAGCAGCAAGCAGGCUUCCUCAUUCAGACUGGUAUUCAAUCUGAGCUGCUAAACACUCAUUACGUUUUGGAGUGAAACAAAGAUAAACAUGAAGUGGUUAAUCAUUUAAGGAUAAACCAUUGCAAUCAUACAAGCUUUGAAUACCAGCUGGUCUCGAGUGGUUGAGACUGCAGUGUGGACUUAAGGCACAUCAACUUCUAUUUUUAACCCCUCAGUGAGUGGCUGGGGAGCUAAUGGCAGGUUUUGAAGACCUACCCGAAUGGGAUGGUUUUUAUAGCUCAUAAUUGAACCAAAUUAUCUCCAUGACUGUUCAGCCAAGGUCAGUAGUGCACCAACAGCACAGACAUGUAACCUGCUACCAUAACACUUUCAGCCAUAUAAAUGGAUUAAAGGGUUAUAAAUCAUGUGACUUUGUUUGUUAAAAUGUUAUACCACUUUUAAUCAUGUUAAUACAUGGGCAUCAUAGACUUAAAGUAGAUGGUGUUCCUUGUGUAAUGAAGCAUGUUCCUGUAGCUAUUAAACUUGAAGCCAGAAUGCACUUCAUUUUUUGGCAUUU